AUGCCACUGGUUACUGUGCUUACAGAUGUGGACGCUGUCAUCGCGGCCAAGAAAGAGGUGACGGCCAUGGUUCACAACGCUGUCAAAACGGCUCUGGGGAAGCCUGACCAGUACAUCACGGUGGCGCUGACCAAGGCAGAGUGCAUCACGGUCGCAGGACAGGAGGCAUCCGUGGUUGUGGAGGUUGACUCCAUCGGUGGUGAUUUUGGCGCUGUCAUUGGGGCCAUAGCUGAUGGUUUGAAGGCGCAUGGUGUGGAGCCCUCCAAGGUGACUGGAACCUUUCGAGGUGUAUCUUUCAAGGAGUUUGCGAUGAAUGGUCGUCCUUUGGGCUGA
Symbiodinium pilosum is the source of this 333-nucleotide messenger RNA. NCBI's taxonomy places the organism in Eukaryota, Dinophyceae, Suessiales, Symbiodiniaceae. The record is from the annotation of a GenBank genome assembly.